AUGGCCAGCCCUCCAGCUACUGCUGGUGGGACGCCACGGGGGCGUGCCGGACCGUGCCGCAAGGCGAAGGCUGCGAGCAAUCCCCUUGCUCCGGCGCUGUUCGCGCUGGGGCAACACGAGGCGCUCUGCCAAGCCGCGGCCAAGCUGCACCGCGACGAUGCCUUGCGCCGCCCGGCAUCUCCGAGCUGGGGGCCGCGGUGUGGCGAGGGGACAAGCCACCGCCUGAGAGAGGCCUGGUGGUCCUGGGUACUCCCAUCGGACACCCCGAGUUCGUGCGAGCAUAGGCGGCGGAGCGCAUGCAGGAGGAACGCAAACUUCUCGAGCAGCUGCCGGAACUGCCCGACCUGCAGUGCAGUUGGCUCCUCCUCUCCAUGUGUGCCUCCACUCGUGCCAACCAUGCGCUCCGCACGCUGCCCCCGUCCGAGUCACGAGGGUACGCCGCUGCGCACGAUGCAGCGAUAUGCAGCGAUCUGGGAAACGCUGCAGGCUUGCCUUGGAGGAGAGCCCCUUGACGACGCGCCCCACGCGUGGCCCAUAGCCACGCUGCCAGCAGUGCUCGGCGGACUCGGCCUCCAAUCCGCGCAACGCACAGCCCCGGCCGCGUACUGGGCUGCGUGGGCAGACGCGCUGCCGGUCAUGCGAGCUCGUGCGCCCGAUUUGGCAAGCCGGUGCCGGGAGGCCCUGGAAGGGGGACCGGGCCGAGACGCCCCAUGUCUGCGCGAGGCGGUAGAAGCAGGGGCGCUGUUGCGUGAGGCAGGCUGGCAGACAUGCCCCACGUGGAGCCUUGUUGAACGGGGUGCGCCCGCCCCCAGCCGACGACGCAGGGCCCGGAGACUGGCCGCAUGGAUGGCAGAUGCGCGCGACGCGAACCCUCAACAGGCACUUCCGCGAACGCACGCUUCUGCCAGACAUGCCACCCAGUUCCCAGGCACUCUUGCGAUCCCAGGCAGGACCGCAGGCAGGAGCAUGGCUCGCUGCGAUCCCCACCGAGCCGGCCACCACGCUCCCACCGAGGCGAUGCAGAUCGCUUUGAGGCGCCGCCUGCGACAACCUCUGCCUCUGCACAGCAACACCUGCGGGCCGCCCCAUGGCUGCCGUGGCGCAGUAGACCGCUUCGGCGACCACGCACUUGCGUGCCCGCGCACUGGACUCCUCGCCAGGCGGGCCAAGAUCGUGGAGCGAGCCUGGGUGCAGGUCGCCCGGGAAGCGGUGGGGUCGGAAGGUCAAGUCGUUCCGCAGCAGUGGCUGGCCAACACCACCGCCCCGCAGGUCGGAGCGCAGGACCGUCGCAGACUCGACCUCGUCGUGUACGGGGCGCUGCGCAGCGGGGGGGCGCAGUGCUGCGACGCCACGCUGGUUUCCCCGCUCACGCGAUCGGGGCACCCGCAGCCGUGCGCAGCGGCCGUGGACGGAGCCGUGCUGCGGGUGGCUGAGCGCCGCAAGCACGCCGCGUACCCGGAGCUCACGCGAGGGGGGCCGCAAACGCUCGUCGUGCUCGGCUCCGAGGUGGGCGGCCGCUGGAACGCUCAGGCCCGAGGCUUCGUGCGAGACCUGGUGCGUCUCAAGGCGUACCGCGCCCCCCUCCCCGUGCGCGCGGCAGCGACAGCAGCUUGGGCGAGGCGUUGGUGGAGCAUGCUUGCGGUCGCGGUGCAGCAGGCAGUCGCCAGUACGGCUCUUGGAGGUGCCUGGCGGCAGCCGCUGCAACCUGAGGCUGGCGAAGGCCCGCCGCUCGACAGCGUCAUCCACCACGCUGCCCCUGAGGGCCACAGUCGCCUGCCCCUGCGGCCGUAG
This is a messenger RNA of Symbiodinium natans, 1791 nucleotides long. NCBI's taxonomy places the organism in Eukaryota, Dinophyceae, Suessiales, Symbiodiniaceae. The record is from the annotation of a GenBank genome assembly.